GAAUUGCCAUGAUUCUAUCCCCCACCCGGUGGUUACCCCGCGCCGGCUUACGGCGUGAGGGAUUAUUCUCCUGCUCCGCAGGGCUAUGGGUACUCUCCCUACGGUGCUCCGCCACAGGAUGCCUAUUACUCCGCGGCGCCGCCCGGUGGGUAUCCUUACAAUGCGCCUACGCAGGGCUACGGUGCGCCACAGCAGGGCUACGGUGGUGCGCCACCUCAGAGUGGGUACGGUUAUAAUGCGCCUCCGCAAACGGCGUCGUAUGGGCAGGGGAGCGCAAACCGAUGACCAUUUGAGACAAGUUUUUGGGCAGUAUGGAGAGUUAGUUCACGUGAAGAUUCCAGCUGGCAAGAGAUGUGGAUUUGUCCAAUUUGCAGACAGGAGCUGUGCAGAAGAAGCUUUGCGGGUUUUAAACGGCACACUUUUGGGUGGACAAAAUGUUCGGCUUUCAUGGGGCCGAAGUCCUUCAAACAAACAAGCCCAACCAGAUGCGAAUCAGUGGAAUGGCAUUAAAAAAAUCACCGAAGCGAUCUAA
Messenger RNA from Vigna umbellata (rice bean), 532 nucleotides. The record is from RefSeq and is a predicted model, not a curated record. Lineage: Eukaryota; Viridiplantae; Streptophyta; Magnoliopsida; Fabales; Fabaceae.